AUGCAAAAGAUCAGCAUGAUUGACAACGAAGYACCUAAGAUGCUUCCCGCGAAGAAGAAACCGGUCAAAUCUGCUCCUGCAGUCAAAGCUCCACAACAGCCAGCAGGACAAGCCAAGGCUCCAGUGAAGAAACCCGUUAUUGGCACGCCGCAAGAAGCGACUACCACUAAACCUGCAAGCAGGUCGGUUCCCGCCAAGGCACCGGUCAAGGGAGAUGAAGCGGCCGUUAAAAAGCCAGCGAAAGCUCCGGUCAAGGCAUCUACGGCUCAAGGUACUGUCAGCAAGGAGUCAAAACCGGUCAAGGCGGCAGGAGAAGCACUUCCUGCUCGUAGGAAGCCUGUGCCUCCAGAAGUAAGGCCGCAGAACAAGAAGCCAGCAGCGCCGAGCGCAGGUACGGGAGCCCCAAACCAUGCGACAGACAGCAAGGCAGCUCCUGCGGCUAAAAGGCCCAACAAGGCAGGAUCUGGAGCUACAAAUACAGCUGCGAAUGCGGCAAAAAAUGUCGGUGGAACUGCACAGGGUGUGUUCAAAGACGUGUCCGGCACUGCCAAUGGAGCGGCUGGCAACCUCGCAAAGACCGGGAAGGAAACAGCAGGUGCUGUGAAACGAGGCGACGUUAAGGGUGUCGGUACAGGUCUGGUUAAGGGCACGGGUGCUACCGUCGGAGCUGUUGGCCAAGGCGCUGGAGCGACGGUGUCCGGGGUGGGGAAGGGAGUGAAUUCCACAGUCUCUGGACUCGGUCGCAACGUUGGCAAUACCGUCGGCGGACCCGUCGGAAAGACCGUGGGCGAUACGACUGGGAACCUCGGCAAGACGGUCUCUUCCACGACAUCAGGAUUAGGCAAGACUGUUGGCGACACGACUAGCGCAGUCGGAAGAGGCGACAUCAGUGGAGUUGCUGCAGGAGCCACGGGUGGAGUUGGAUCAACCGUUUCCGGAGCCGGCAAAGGUGUCGGUGGCACAGUCGAAGGCCUUGGGAAAAACGUCAGUGGGUACGUACCUGGGCGAGCUGGGGGCACUGUCGAAGGCCUUACGAAGGGUGUUGGCGGUACAGUAAGCGGCGUGACAGGCGGACUCGGUGAAGGCGUGACGAAGCUCGGAAAGGGCGAUGUUGUUGGAGGAUUAACUUCCACGGUCGGUGGAGUUGGAAAAGGUGUGGGAAGCCUGACACAGGGCGUCUGGGGAGGUGUCAGCGGAGGAAAUCGAAAGCAGAAAGCUCCCGAACCAGCAGWGGAUGAAAAUAAGGCGGGAGAGGAGAGCACUGCCGAUAAAGGGGACUUUUUCUAG
Molecule: messenger RNA, 1287 nt
Organism: Ramularia collo-cygni
Lineage: Eukaryota; Fungi; Ascomycota; Dothideomycetes; Mycosphaerellales; Mycosphaerellaceae
Exons: 9
Coding region: 1-1287 (428 amino acids)
Source: RefSeq, a predicted model, not a curated record